AUGGCUAACAACACCUGUCUGGAUACGGAGCUGCAUACUUGUUUUACGAUAUUCGUAUACGCAUUCCGCCUAGAGACCGCUUUGCUGACCACCCAUUUACUUCUAGAUGCUGCCGAUGCUGAAAGUCCGUUGAAGCCUUCGGAGCUGCAAGUUCUUCGAUCACAAUAUGAGAAGGAAGGGGAACAUGUGGGAGUACAGACCAAAUUCAAUUUUGCAUGGGGCCUGAUCAAAUCCAACACUCGUCACGAUCAACAAGAAGGCGUCCGCCUCCUCUCCGACAUCUUCCGCACAUCCCCCGAACGAAGACGAGAAUGCCUAUAUUACCUAGCAUUAGGAAACUUCAAACUCGGAAACUACGCCGAAGCAAGACGAUACAACGAUUUACUGCUGGAGAAGGAACCGGCCAACCUGCAAGCAAGCAGUCUGAGGAGCCUCAUCGAUGAUAAGGUGGCGAAGGAGGGCUUAGUGGGCGUUGCUAUCUUGAGCGGUGUUGCUAUUGCUGCUGGUGUCGUGGGUGGAAUGAUAUUCAAGGGUCUUGGGAAUAGAAAGAGAUAA
Molecule: messenger RNA, 555 nt
Organism: Venustampulla echinocandica
Lineage: Eukaryota; Fungi; Ascomycota; Leotiomycetes; Helotiales; Pleuroascaceae
Product: putative, mitochondrial
Exons: 3
Coding region: 1-555 (184 amino acids)
Biological process (GO): peroxisome fission; mitochondrial fission; autophagy of mitochondrion
Cellular component (GO): peroxisomal membrane; mitochondrial outer membrane
Molecular function (GO): protein binding
Source: RefSeq, a predicted model, not a curated record